Manihot esculenta (cassava) is the source of this 1632-nucleotide messenger RNA. RefSeq lists its product as uncharacterized. NCBI's taxonomy places the organism in Eukaryota, Viridiplantae, Streptophyta, Magnoliopsida, Malpighiales, Euphorbiaceae. The transcript has 4 exons. The record is from RefSeq and is a predicted model, not a curated record. Bases 252 to 1469 code for a protein of 405 amino acids.
GCAACUCGCGUUAUAUUCGAAAUCCCGCCAAGGCAUGAGGUGUCAUCCGCGCACGAGACGAAAUCAAGCACUUUGUGAACCAAUUGCAUUACUAAUUCGUUUCGUUCUAUUUUCGAUUAAGCAAAUGAGAAUUCAGAAUCCGGUGGCAACAAUGACGGCGAUGGAUUUCGAUUAGCAAUUUCUUUGUACUACUUUUUGACUCCUCUGGGUUUAUUAGGGUUUUGAUUUUUCGAGCCCAGAAGACGAAGCAGAUGAAUUUGGGGGAUUUGCAUAAAGUAUGGGAAGUCAAAGCCUUAAAGAAACCAGGAGAAGAAGAAGCGAAGAAGGUGCUCGAGAAAAUAGCCAAACAAGUUCAACCCAUUAUGCGUAAUCACAAAUGGCGUGUCAAGCUCCUCUCCGAAUUUUGUCCAAACAAUCCAUCUCUUUUGGGGUUGAACGUAGGAGGUGGAGUGCAUGUGAAACUGAGGCUUCGCAGACCAAACAGAGAUUGGGAUUUCAUUCCAUUCGAUCAAGUUCUUGAUACGAUGCUUCAUGAACUAUGCCAUAAUGCUCACGGUCCUCACAACGCCAAUUUCUACAAGCUUUGGGAUGAGUUGAGAAAGGAAUGUGAGGAGCUGCUUUCCAAGGGAAUAAGUGGGACAGGGGAGGGGUUUGAUCUGCCAGGUAGGCGUUUGGGUGGGUUUUCCCGCCAACCUCCCCUUUCAUCUCUUCCCAAAACUGCCUUACAAGCUGCAGAAAAGAGGGCAAAAUUGGGAUCUAUGUUACCAUCCGGACCUAAACGGCUUGGUGGUGAUAGCACCAUUAUGGUUGCACUUAGUCCUAUACAAGCUGCUGCAAUGGCUGCAGAAAGGAGAUUGCAGGAUGAGAUUUGGUGUGGUUCUCAGUCUGCUGAGGUUUUUGAGGAAGGAGAAAGUAGCAGUGAUAUCAUAAAAGACCUCUCGAGCAUGGGGCAAAUUACAGGAAGCUCAAGGCCAGAUAUUGGUAAAAAAAGAAGCCGUGAACAAAAUAACAGCACAACUUUUCUAUCUUUUAAUGGUCAUUCAGGGUCCAAUAUUAUAGACUUGUCUACAGAAGUUCCAACCUCUGGUUCAAUUCUUGACUAUGGCACCAGCACUAAAAAGAGAAUUUCUAACUCUUAUAAGAAUUCAUCUUCUGAUUCUAAUUUUGUGGAUUCAACUAGUGGUUCAUCUUUAGGUUGGAAACCUAAUCACAGUACAGUACAUAAUUCAGAGGAGCGUGAUAUGUGGGAAUGUGGAGCAUGUACAUUAUUGAAUCCAUCAUUAGCCCCAAUCUGCAAGCUUUGUAGCACAGAAAAGCCAAAAGAUGCAAGCACCAAGCAUACAACGUGGUCCUGCAAAUUCUGCACCUUGCAUAACAGUGUGAAGUUGGACAAGUGCUCAGCUUGCAAUCAAUGGAGAUAUUCAUAUGGUCCACCAGUAUCAACUCGCACACCAAAUCUUGGCACGUAAGAGGUGCAAUCAAGAAGGUCCGCAAACUGUAGCCGUCCAAAACAGUUGAAUGUUCCUGUUGAAUUGUCUAUGAAAUCGUUGGCAUUGCUUUACUAGAGCGGGUGUUUUGGUGACAAACAUUAACUCCAGUUCUAAGAAUGGACGUAGUAUGUCCUGUUCUCUC